UAGUAAUUAGCUGAACUUCAAUCGAAAGAGAGAUGGAAUCACUUAAAAUUGUUAUCCAUGUUUUUCUUUUAUUUUUUGUUGCCAAAUUUAAACAAAAUCUAAUUUAUGAUAACGCAAUCUAGAAUUAACCCAAUAUGUAACUAACACCCAACCGUGAACUCUUAUUACUCUCACAACUCACCACUUUUAUUUCUUCACAUUCACACCUCAUCAUUUUUACAUGCAAAUCUCUUCAUAAACCUUCAAACCUCUCUCUUCUAACUCGCCGGCGACGCCAAAUUCUCAUCGCCGGCGACACCAUAGUUCACCAUUUCUCUUCCAAUGGCUUCAGUUUCUGUUUUCUCUCCUUUCCACAACAUAAAACAAAACCGUAACCUUUCAACUUCACAACCCUUGUUACGUUCGCGCUCUUCCUUUUCCGUUCAAACGGUAUCAUCAAACAGUCGCGGUGGCGCUAUGUCGGUUUUUGCUUGCUCUACUUCGAAUUUUCAUCGGAGAGAUGGGUUUAGUGAUAAGCAACGGAAAUCUCCGUUUCUUAAAUAUGGUGUUGAUGAAAAUGUUGAUGAAAGUGUUGUUGUUGGUGGUGGUGAUGCUGGUGGUGAUGCUGGUGAAAGAGAUUGGUCUAAGAUUUUGUCUGCAUUGCUUCCUUUUGUUGUUGCGGUUACUGCUGUUGCUGCUCUUUCUCAACCUUCCACUUUUACUUGGGUAUCUAAAGAGUUAUAUGCUCCAGCUCUUGGUGGCAUUAUGUUGUCUAUUGGGAUAGGACUAUCCAUAGAGGAUUUCGCUCUUGCAUUCAAAAGGCCUUUACCACUUUCAAUUGGAUUUAUUGCUCAAUAUGUGGUGAAACCUUUACUUGGUGUCUUGAUUGCAAAGGCUUUUGGUUUGCCUGGGAUGUUCUAUGCAGGCUUUGUCCUCACUGCUUGUGUUUCGGGCGCUCAGUUAUCUAGCUAUGCAAACUUUAUAAGCAAAGGGGAUGUAGCCCUAUGCAUUGUUCUUACAAGCUAUACCACUAUUGCAUCGGUUAUUGUUACGCCUUUAUUAACGGGUCUUCUAAUUGGAUCUGUAGUGCCGGUUGAUGCAGUUGCCAUGUCAAAGUCAAUAUUACAGGUUGUUCUUGCUCCAGUGACACUUGGUCUUCUUCUCAAUACAUAUGCAAAGCCAGUUGUAUCCAUUCUUCGGCCUGUGAUGCCGUUUGUUGCUAUGAUUUGCACUUCAUUGUGCAUUGGCAGCCCACUCGCCAUAAACCGAAGUCAAAUUUUGUCAGGCGAUGGUCUUCGGUUGGUUUUUCCAGUAUUAAUAUUUCAUGCUGCUGCCUUCACCUUAGGAUAUUGGUUCUCAAAUCUUCCACCCUUAAGGCAAGAAGAACGGGUGAACCGGACGAUUUCAUUAUGCACUGGAAUGCAGAGCUCGACCCUUGCAGGUCUUCUUGCAACACAAUUUUUAGGGAGUAGUCAAGCAGUUCCUCCUGCAUGUUCUGUUGUUGCUAUGGCUAUAAUGGGUCUUUGUCUUGCUUCUUUUUGGGGAAAGGGUUAUGAAAUUAGAAAUCUUCUGUCAUCAUUGCCUUCAUUCAGAACAAAUUCUGCUGUUAAGGCUUAAUUUCUUGUUUCAUUUUUUGAUGGUAUCGGUUCGAGGUUGAAUCUUGAUAAAUUUAA
Messenger RNA from Vicia villosa (hairy vetch), 1652 nucleotides. RefSeq names its product probable sodium/metabolite cotransporter BASS3, chloroplastic. The transcript has 5 exons. The record is from RefSeq and is a predicted model, not a curated record. Bases 322 to 1596 code for a protein of 424 amino acids. Lineage: Eukaryota; Viridiplantae; Streptophyta; Magnoliopsida; Fabales; Fabaceae. Gene Ontology annotation, cellular component: membrane.